AUGGCAUUUCGACUAAUCGCAGGCGUGGGCGACGCGCAAGAGUGGCGCAUUGCAACAGAAGCCAUCGUAAGAAACAACGUUCCGGGGCCGUCCGUUUACACUGAUACAGGGAGGGAUGAACAGAAUCAGCUUCCUUCCCACAAGAUAGCAGACAUGAAUAAGCUGAGUUGCGGUGUUUUAAAGGAUGCCUCGAAGUCAACUAAUACACCGCUUACCGUUCCACGUAAACGAGGUCGUCCGCGAAAGAGGGAGCAUGAAGAGGGGAUUAACCUUAUCAAUGUUAAGAAGGAGUUAGUAGAUGAGUCAUACAACCUACCGCCACAACCUGUGCGGCAACGCCCUCGUGGAUGUGCUAAGAAGAGAAGGACUAUGUCGUCGUUAUCCUCAACUGGGAAUUGUACAACGCCAUCUGAUCGGAGACCCUCCUCAGCAACAUCAGAAUGUACACCAGCAGAAAGUACAAAUAUAUCUAUGUCUACCGUUGAUCUAAAGCCUUCAAAGAGUUUGUCACCGGUUAACACUGAGUUAGUUGAUGUCCAAGAGCUUUGGGAUUUCUACACUGCUCGUGCCGAGUACCAGUCGAUUCUGUGGAAAUCCAACUGGAGGUAUUCAAGAGGGCGUCAACGUCCUACUGAAAGGCAGGUUAUCGUAGAGAAGAUUCAGCAUUUGAGAAGAAUUGAGCAAAGUAUGCGGAAGGGAGUGAAGCAAAUCACAACUUUUGAAUUCUUCAACUACGUCAAUCCUCUUUGUCCUGGUUUGAAUGAUGUAACUACUGACGUGUUUAUCGUUUCGUGCACAAAGGAUAAAGUUGUCAAAAAGGAAUUCUUAACUAGGAUUGUCAUACCAUGUAAGACUUCUCAACAACGAAAACCACCUGUUGUUUACUAUUCUGUACCUCCUGAAGUAGAGAAAACUGCGCUUGAUGUUUAUCUUGUUGCAAAGGUCUAUACAGAACAGAAGUACCAUUAUAUUGGAUCAGCUCGACGGAUAGGUCGUUCGAGAGGCGAACAGGAGGAGGAUCUCAAGGAAUCUCCAGUUGUCAAGAGAGUGCUUUAUGGUGUGCGGAAGGUUGCAUCCAGAGAAAACGACGGAGUCGAUCCUGACUUCGGAAAUCAUACUAUUGUUUUAGUAAAUAAUGACACGGAAGGGCUAGAAGGGAUUACGUUCAGAAUUCCAGAUGAAAGCUGGAUGACAAAUAACUCGCAGCUCGACCUUUUGGCGAGAAUUGGAAGCAAAUUGUGUGCGCUAGGCCCUAUUGGAGUGAUCAAUUUCGGUAUAAGCGACGAACAUGUUGAAUUUGACUGGAAUGUUGUGGAAACAGUUAUGGACACAAGGCUCAAGCGAAAGACAGAGCUGCUGAGGUCGUCAGAGUUCACUGUUUGGUACCAUUAUAAAGGAAAUGUCAUCUUGGAAGAGUUGCCACUAGCUGCAAGAGAAAGUCCUUCGUCAGAUAAGGAGAAUCGCAGUGUGCGAGUAUCUCCUAGAAAAUCACCGCGAUCAGCGCAGAAAUCCCCCAAAAAAAUGUUGUCGCCAAAGAAGAAUAAUCGUACGUCACUGACGACUUCGCCGGAUUUCAUCAUCCCAAGUGGUGUACUUGACCGUGUGCCGGGAUUCAUUUGUCCUUUUACGGGAAAAAACUUUGAAUCUGUGGAAGAUCUAGAACAGCAUUUGAGAAUCUCAUACCCAGCAUUCAGUUUUGAGAAAGUGAACUGGAGUUCGUCUUUCGUGCAUUUUGUCGUCUCUAGUGCCAUUACUCGUUCGGAUUGGGAAAAUCCUAAGACUAAUGAGGAGAGAGAUAGAAAUUCGUUGAGUACUGUUCCACUCCAACACAAAAUCCUCUAUGCGCCUCCGCCAGAAGUCCCCGUAAGGAAGAAGAAUGAACUCCCCAAGGCUCAGAUGAUUCCGUAUGGAGAAAUGUCAUUUGUGCCUCCAACGUACUCUCAGGUUCCCGGACCGUCAUCCUCGAAGAUAUACCAUUCGGUGGUUGAAGAUACCUGCGACUGGAAGGAUCAUUUAUCAGAAAGGAAUAUCCGAGACUAUAUUGAUGAUACUCCACAAGAAAAAGAAUUCAUGAUCCUUCAUAACAAAUUUCGGUCAAAAUUCCGGCAUUUGAUUGUUGGUGGAAAGCUUACGCUUGAUUUUUAUACGAAAUUUGUGGAGACAUGUGGAGUGGAGAUGAAGAAAAAGCGCAUCAGAGCGCAUUGUGUCGCGAGGUUGACAAGACUAGUACAACAAGAGAAGAUGACACCAACUGACAUGGCUACGCUCACACAGAAAUUAUACGAGUUAGGCCCCAAUGAGUGA
Necator americanus (New World hookworm) is the source of this 2304-nucleotide messenger RNA. RefSeq lists its product as uncharacterized. The coding region runs from base 1 to 2304 and encodes 767 amino acids. The record is from RefSeq and is a predicted model, not a curated record. NCBI's taxonomy places the organism in Eukaryota, Metazoa, Nematoda, Chromadorea, Rhabditida, Ancylostomatidae. The transcript has 20 exons.